ACAUCGAUCCGUUGAAUGGAUAUAGAUUCUAUUCCAAGCCACAGGUGUUUCAAUAUCUCAAAACAGUAAAGUGUGGUAGCUGGACAUUCAAAAAGAGUAAAACCGAUGUUGACAUGCCUUUGGCUGUGGUUGAGAAACAAAUGGUGGAGGAUUUACCGGCAGGGUGGACAAAGGAAAUCAAGAUUAGGCAGAAUGCAUAUGGAAUUAGAAGGGACCCGUUUUACAAGGAUCCAGAAAAUGGAUAUUUGUUCCGCUCCAAAAAGGAUGCUUUGCGCUAUUUGGAAACCGGAGAGAUUAGUAGAUAUACAUUUAAACCAAAGGAAAGUUGCAUCAACAAUGAAGAAUUGAUUAACAGUGAAAUCUCACCAUCAUCUACGGUAAAAAGGCAGAAAUUAAAUCACCCAGCAACCAAGCGGAGGCUUUUUGCAGAUCAGGGAAGUUCUAAUAAGAGCAGUUUAGAAUUGGCAGAAAGCAAGAGCUCGAAGAGAGGGCGAGAAAAUAAAGUAUCUGCUGAACAGAGAGAUGCUUUUGGUUCCACGGUUGAGAUUGUCCAAGACAAGCAUUCAAUGAGGGCAGUCAAGGAGUCUGCUAAAACCAAGGAAAAUAGAGAUCCGGGCAGGCCAGCAUUGCCAAAAUCUGACAGAUCCAAGAGAAAAAGUCAGCCAGAAAACCUCGCUGCUAAUAAUGGGCAUGUUUCAACUCCUGCAGUUGAUAUUCUGCAAGAGAAGAAUGACCUGGAGAAUGUGAAGCAAAGGGGCAGCGGUAGGAAAAAUGAGAUUACUCUGAGCAAGUCUAAGAAUAAGAAAGAGUUUAACUUGCCUUGCCGGUCUUCGAAACGACUUGCUGGGCUUGAACCUGGGCAGGUUGUGAACUCAGUUACCAGUCAAAAAGAUUUUCAAGUUUCAACUAGUAAGUUCAGUGAAAGUGGAUCCGGUCAAAUUUCAGCUUUGGCUCCAUAUGGUUUGUCGAAUGGUGCAUCUCGGCAACUUGAUUAUGGGAAGGAAAUGGUUAAUGCUCAUCUUGGUUCUACAGACAUGAGUGAUGCAUUACAUGGAGAUCUAUCAUCUCAGCAACUGAGGGAUGGGCAGGAAAUUUUGAAUGCACAGCAUGGCUUUACAGACAUGAGUGAUGCUUUACAUGGAGAGCCACAAGGCGAGAGUAAAAAGCCUCUUGAAAACAAAGCUGCUUCUAAAGGGCAACUGGAGAUGCUGGAAAUUGAAAAAAUGGACUGUGAGAAAGAAGCACAAGAGUACUGCUGUCCAUUUGGGAAUUCUUGGUCGGACCCAUGCCUAGAAUUUGCAAUCAAGACUCUUACAGGUGCCUUACCCUUGGAGGACGCUAUUAAUAACAGGGUUGUUUUGACUCCUGCUGAUGAUACCCUGGAAAAAGAGAAAUUGCUCGAGGGUGUGUUAAGAAAGAGCAACAACAGAAAAACUCAGGUUGACUUGAGGAAGUCCAAAAACAAUAAAGAGCUUAACUUGCCUCGACGGUCUUCGAAACGGCUUGCUGGGUUUGAACCUGAGUUGUUGGCCAACUCCCUUUCCAGUGAACAAGCUCUUAAAAAUGCAAGUAGACAGUCUUGUGAAAGUGAAGCCACUCUACCAGUGGCUUUGGCAGAUAGAUCAUCUCAGCAGCUGGAGGAUGGGCUAAACAUGGAGCUUGCACAUCAUGAUUCUAACAACAUAAAAACCCAAGUACUUGGAGAGUCAUCAAACAAGAGCAAAAUGUCUAUUGAACUCCAAAUUGUUCCCAAAGAGCAACCGCAAGUACCUAAAUCUGAAAUCUUGCCAGAACCCCAGCUCUCCUUUCCUCUCGUGGAUUCUUGGUCGGAUCCAUGCCUAGAAUUCGCAAUCAAGACUCUUACAGGUGCAAUACCGGUGGAAGAUAAUUUGGCAGUUCAAGGAACCUUCCAGGAACAACUUGACAUCUCUCACACGAGGAGGAAUGGUGGUUUGGCAUUACCAGAUUUUGGCUUGCCCAGAUUUUUCCAAAAUGAUAUUUCAGGCCAUUUUGCUUCACCCGAACAAUCUGUGGCAGGAAAUAAGCCAUCCAUGAGCUCAUUCCUGGCCCCAGGAAAUGUGAGCUUGCCCAGCUGCGAAGGAAUUGGUUCUCAAAAACCUUGCUCCCAGGGUGAUCAUUCAAUGAAAGGUUAACUUCUAGGAUAAAGGCAGCAAGUUGUCUGGGAUAAUCAAGUAGUAAUCUGCUAAUGAAAUCCCCACUUUCAUGCUUUUGCUAUUUUGUCUUUUGUGAUAUUUGUAACUAUAGCUUCGUGCUCUAUCAUCUGGCAUAGAAGAUCUAGGAAGAGAGAGAGACAGUAUUUUGAGACGGACUACUGUUGUAAGAUUUUCUUUAUUUCAUUUCAUUUUGUUUUUUCAAAUUGACAAGUCAUGAAGAAGUUAUUCAAUGGAUAAUUGGACUUGCAAAUCACGUUUCUUUA
Molecule: messenger RNA, 2437 nt
Organism: Juglans regia (Persian walnut)
Lineage: Eukaryota; Viridiplantae; Streptophyta; Magnoliopsida; Fagales; Juglandaceae
Exons: 5
Coding region: 114-2153 (679 amino acids)
Molecular function (GO): DNA binding
Source: RefSeq, a predicted model, not a curated record